This is a messenger RNA of Brassica oleracea var. oleracea, 1450 nucleotides long. RefSeq lists its product as uncharacterized. The transcript has 4 exons. The record is from RefSeq and is a predicted model, not a curated record. Bases 22 to 648 code for a protein of 208 amino acids. Lineage: Eukaryota; Viridiplantae; Streptophyta; Magnoliopsida; Brassicales; Brassicaceae.
UCCUAGUACAUCUUGUAAAAUAUGGUAGUAAACUGUUUUAAGCACCAUGAAAUGUAUAUUCGUUUGCAGGGUUUACAAAUUGCUCUUGCUACUGUUCUCCCAAAUGCUGAGCAUAGGGUAUGUUCAAGGCAUGUGUAUGGAAUUUGGAAGAAAAAGUUUGGGGAUCUUGACUAUAAGCCUUUCUUCUGGAAAGUGGCAUAUAGUUACACUAAAGGAGAGUAUAAACUGCACAUGGAUGAGCUGCUUUUAUAUGACAGAGAGGCGUAUGAUGCAUUGUUGGCUGCAGAACCAGAACAUUGGUGUCAAGCUUUCUUCUCAAAAACUGGAAGGUCGGCUAAUUGCAACAACCUUUCAGAAAGCUUCAACCGGACCAUCAAAAAGGCUAGAGAAUUGCCUUUUAUUAAUAUGUUGGAAACCAUCAGAAGACAAGCCAUGAUGCGUAUUUCUCGUAGGUUUAAGAGGGCAGACAAGUACAUAAUGCAGUUCCCGCAAAGAAUAGCAUAUGUGUUGGAGAUGAAUAGAAAAAACAGCAAAGACUUCCAAAUCAUGUUGGUAUACCUUGCAACCAUGCAAUUUGUGCCAUCAAUGACAUUCGUUGAAAACCAGAAGAGUAUGUUGUUAACUACUAUAAAACUCCAGUGUGGAUAGACACAUAUAGGGACAACAUCAAACCAGUCAAUGGGGAGCUCUAUUGGAAUAAAACUGGUAAGGGACCCAUUGGUGUUCCUGGAUUUAGAAAGAUGCCAGGACGUCCUAAGAAAAAGAGAAUUACACCAGCUCGUGAGUCUCAAUCAAAGCCCAAUAUAACAACUCGUGGUAGGAGGACUAUCACUUGUAGUAAUUGCAAACAGGUUGGACAUAACAAAGGGACUUGUAAGAAUCAAUCAUCUGUGGUUGAAGGUCCAAAACGAUAACGUGGAAGACCUCAGAAGAUACCUGUUGAUGGUGAAAGCUACCCGUCUCCUCCACCUAAAAGACAGAAAAACUAAGUCUCAAGCUUCCAUUUCAGUGCCUCAAUCCCAACCUGCAUCAUCUACUGCAUCUGGUGCGACCUCUACGUUUCCAACAUCAUCUAGUGCACCACCUGCUUCAGCUACGGGACCUCGACGUUGCCGACCACCAGGACGAGGUCAAGGUCGUCCACCAGUCCGAAGACAGCCAUCGGAUCCCUAAGGGAGUUGGUAUUUACACAUGUCCUUUCACAAAUCGAGUAUUUGAUGUGAGAGGAAGCAGAGCACGAGAUCUUGGACAAUCUCAGGGACCACGCCAACUCUAGUUUAUUAUCAUGCUAUCUUUUGGAUCCUUCUAGUUUUUAGACUUUGACUAUCUAAAUUAUGAUUUUCUUUUCUUAUUUGCGUUAAGAUUCUUUUCGGUUCGUAGACUGAAUUUAGCAUUUCUUCCAUCUAUGACAAUUACUUUGGCUUAACAUUUAUUUUGUUUAUAUAAUAUC